Molecule: messenger RNA, 1271 nt
Organism: Rosa chinensis
Lineage: Eukaryota; Viridiplantae; Streptophyta; Magnoliopsida; Rosales; Rosaceae
Product: F-box/kelch-repeat protein At3g06240-like
Exons: 1
Molecular function (GO): protein binding
Source: RefSeq, a predicted model, not a curated record
GUAAGAAAGAUACUUACUUUGUUAUUUCCCUCAUACUUUUCUACUGCGGGUAGCUACUUUAGUUUCAUGCCUUGAUUCAUGUUUAUUUGCAUGUGGAAUUUUGAUAUGGUUUUACCUGGCAUUUUGAUUUUGUGAGUUUCAUGGCAGAAAUUGAUAAUAUGGUAAUGGGUUAUAGACGUACUUAUAGUUGGGGGCUGACUAUGUUCCUCAUUUUGUGUUGAAUUCAAGAUUACUAGUAGAGAUGAUUUUUGAUUAUUAAAGCUCAUCUUGAGCUUGUUUUUGUGGAAUGAAUGGUUUAUGAAUCAGCGAAGAUACUUAAAAAUUUAAUAAAAAUGAAAAAAUACAUAAUUUUGAAACUUCAAAAAACAAAAAAAUCAUUUUCAUAUAGUCAGCGCUUGCACGUUCCUUCCUCGUCGCCUCCUUCGAAUCUCAAACCAUUGACUUUGAGGGUGCAACACAAGAAUGUUGCCCCUCCUCUCUUCAUUCUAUCUUUCUACAUGAAAAACAAAACUCAAAUCUCGCACCCCAAACAUGGCCGGCGACGCCAGACGGAUUCGGCGCCAGCAACAACCAUAGUCGGUCCUGACUUCGAUCAUGACAUCAUUGCUGAGAUACUGUCAAGGCUACCGGCCAAAUCUCUACUACGAUUUCGCUGCGUAUGCAAGUCAUGGCUUGCAUUGAUCUCCGAUCCCUCUUUUGUUAAAAACCACCUCAGCCGGGUCAACACCAACCACUUCAACCUCCUUCUCGGAACGCGGCCUCUCCAAGCUUCUGUACUGAAGCUAGAUGAUGGUGACGUUGCAAUCACAGAGCUUGAUUAUCCGGAGAUGCAUGACUUUGAAGGUGAAUGUUUUCCAAAUAUCUAUGGUUCUUGCAAUGGCUUGAUUUGUAUAGAAUUUGGAAGCGGUAGCAUCAUAUUAUGGAACCCUUGCACUAGAGAGUUCAAGCAGCUACCAGAACCUGAACUUCAUAUUUGUGAAAGUUCAAGCAUCUUUGAGAGUUUCGUAUAUCUUGCUGGAUUCGGUUAUGAUUCCACCAUCGAAGAUUACAAGGUAAUACGAGCCACUAAAAUAUAUGAAGCAGAAACCACACUUCAAGUCUUUACACUAAAAACGGGUUCAUGGAGGCCUAAUCCUGAUUUCAAUCAUAUUAGCCAAGGCAGUGAAUACAUUUAUCGGUUCGAAAAGCAGGGUUUCUUGUUAAACGAAACUCUACAUUGGGUAGCCCUUCUAAGAGGAGUAGAGUAUGAGGAAGGUACAUUAGGAAUACUG